Mesoplodon densirostris (Blainville's beaked whale) is the source of this 840-nucleotide messenger RNA. It is a transcript of the gene OLIG1, whose product is annotated as oligodendrocyte transcription factor 1. Gene Ontology annotation, molecular function: protein dimerization activity. The transcript has a single exon. NCBI's taxonomy places the organism in Eukaryota, Metazoa, Chordata, Mammalia, Artiodactyla, Ziphiidae. The record is from RefSeq and is a predicted model, not a curated record. The coding region runs from base 28 to 840 and encodes 270 amino acids.
GCUUCGGCCCUCCCCACCGUCCCCCAGAUGUAUUAUGCGGUUUCCCAGGCGCGCGUGAACGUGGCCCCUGCGACCAUGCUGCGGCCACAGCGGCCGGGAGACGUGCAGCUCGGGGCCUCCCUCUAUGAGCUCGUGGGCUACCGGCAGCCGCCCUCCUCCUCCUCUUCCGCCACUUCCUCCUCCUCCUCCACGACGGCCCCCCUUCUCCCCAAGGCGGCGCGCGAGAAGCCGGAGGCUCCCGCCGAGCCGCCGGGCACGGGAUCCGGGCCGGGCGCGCACGCGGGCGGCGGCUCCCGGGCAGACGCCAAGGAGGAGCAGCAACAGCAGCUGCGGCGCAAGAUCAACAGCCGAGAGCGGAAGCGCAUGCAGGACCUGAACCUGGCCAUGGACGCGCUGCGCGAGGUCAUCCUGCCCUACUCGGCGGCGCACUGCCAGGGUGCACCGGGCCGCAAGCUCUCCAAGAUCGCCACGCUGCUGCUCGCCCGCAACUACAUCCUGCUGCUGGGCAGUUCGCUGCAGGAGCUGCGCCGCGCGCUCGGCGAGGGUGCGGGACCCGCUGCACCGCGCCUGCUGCUGGCCGGCCUGCCUCUGCUCGCCGCAGCUCCGGGCUCGGUGCUGCUGGCGCCCGGCGCCGUGGGGCCGCCCGACGCGCUGCGCCCGGCCAAGUACCUGUCGCUGGCGCUCGAUGAGCCGCCGUGCGGCCAGUUCGCGCUCCCCGGCGGCGGCCCGGGCGGCGGCGCGGGCAGCCCCGGCCUUUGCACCUGCGCCGUCUGCAAGUUCCCGCACCUCGUCCCGGCAGGCCUGGGCCUGGCCGCGGUGCAGGCGCAGUUCUCCAAGUGA